Molecule: messenger RNA, 1032 nt
Organism: Zingiber officinale
Lineage: Eukaryota; Viridiplantae; Streptophyta; Magnoliopsida; Zingiberales; Zingiberaceae
Product: receptor-like protein EIX2
Exons: 3
Coding region: 1-1032 (343 amino acids)
Molecular function (GO): protein binding
Source: RefSeq, a predicted model, not a curated record
AUGGGGCCUCAGUUUCUGACAUGGUUACGUCGCAAACAAGGAUCAAGAGACAAUGAGCUUGAAGGCAGCAUCUCGUCCCUCUGCCAGUCCACAUAUCUGCAGCUGCUUGUGCUAUCGAACAACAAUUUUACAGGAGAAAUUCCUUACUGUUUGGGGGAGUCGUCACGAGGUCUUCGGUCAUUGAAUCUGGGCAACAAUGGUUUCUCCGGAGCUAUUCCAAGCAGCAUCAGGUUUCUGACUGGGCUGACCGAUCUGGAGCUCAGUAACAAUGGUGUCUUGGGCGAGCCACUGCUGCCGUUGGAGACUUGCACCAUGUUGAGCUAUGUCCAUCUGGCGGAGAAUAGAUUCACUGGAAGCAUACCACAUUGGAUAGGAGACAAUCUUCCGGCUCUGAUAUAUUUGCGGUUGCGCUCGAACAUGUUCUCAGGGCAAAUUCGGACAGAGUUUGCCAAACUUCAAAGCCUUCAGAUAUUGGAUCUCGCAAGCAACAACUUCUCAGGAGCCAUACCAACUAACAUUGGCAAUCUUAGUGGAAUGGCUUCAUCACAGGCCACAAUCUUUUUUCUACAUCUGAUAGACUUACAAGUGUAUUCCAAGGGACAGGAUAUGUACUAUAGGCAAAGUCUGGAUCUCAUGAACAGCCUUAAUCUUUCAAGCAACAGCUUGGUCGGAGAUAUUACAGAAGGAAUUAGAGAUCUUGCAUCUUACUUGAAUCUGUCUUACAACAACUUAUCGGGAGAGAUACCAUCUGGGCAUCAACUCCAAAAUCUCGAAGAUCCAUCGAUUUACAUGCACAAUCCUCACUUGUGCGGACCACCCAUCUCCAAAAGUUGCUCGAGCAAUGUAACAGUGACAGAGAGCAGCGAGAAAGAGUAUGGCAAGAAUAACUCUGAUUUGGUUUGGCAAUGCAUUAGCACUAUUCUUGGAUUUGUGAUGGGGUUUUGGAUCUUUUGCGGCGUCAUCUUCUUCAAAGAUAGAUGGAGGCAUGCAUACUUCAGUGGCAUUGACAAGCUGUUCGAUGGUAUAUUUUGA